AUGACCAAAGGCCUCAAGCCACGGGCUGGCUCCAGACCGGCAGACGAUCCAUCUCCGUCCUGGGGCUCCGUCUCCGAGAACACCACUCCAAUGUUGAGCGCCACCGCCUCCAACAACCACUCGCUCUUCUCCUUUGGCCGCAACAAUGGCUCCGACAACGUGGCUGCCGCCUCCGGGAAUCCCUCCACCAACAGCUCCGCCCACCAUGGCGACGACUCGGCCGACCGAUCCACCUUUGAUUUCCUCCCGUCCGUCAGUUUCGACGAUCUGCAGAGCAGCCUCGAGUCCGCCUCGCACGAGUUCAAGCUAGCCCAGUUUCCCUUGCCCUCCGGCCAGGGCGCCAUCCUGGACCCCAAGGCUGACCGUCCGGUCAAACCGGUCGUCUUUACGGCCGGAGGCCCAGUCCCUUCUGCUGGCCCCGGCUCUUCCCGCAUCGCUGGCCCCUCGUCAACCCCCAUCUCGGCCGUGAACGUCCUGCCCGCCGCUCGCAAUGUGAGAGCAGGUAUUCUGCGUCGUCCCAGCCUCACCAAUCGCCAGAGCAGCAUCCCGGCUUCUUCGUCCGUCUCCGACACGACCUCGGCGGCCGUCGCCACGAGACAGCGUCGUCCGAGCCACUACCCCCCCGUCUCCAACAGCAACCUCAGCAAGGCGCCAAGGAAGUCGGUCAAUUCGGGCAUCUUCGACCCCGAACAAGGAUCGGGCCUGGCGCGGUCUUCAUCGCGUCGACGGCCAAGCGUGACGUCCAUCUCGGACGGUCCAGCCUCUGGCUCGACCCGUUCGUCUCUGGAUAGCAGCAACCGCCUGAGUGGCAGCCUGACCGGCUCACGGACCACUACCGUGAAGCCUUUCCAAUUCAGCGGUGGCGCCCCCAAGGCGUCCGCUGCAAGCGGUAGCAGCCAGAACCAGAGCCAGAACCAGAGCCACCCUGCUAGAGCCAUGGGGCCGACGUCUCGGGCACCACGGAGCAGCAAUGGCCUGAGCAACAACAGCACGCCCAUCCACAACAGCACCAUCAGCGUCGGGUUCGGAAGCGCUUCCAAGGGGUCGGCCAGUCAGCCAUCGUCGGCGAAACGGGCGUCUGUUGCGCCUUCUGCCCUUCACGCAACCGGGCUGGGUGCAAGGACUAUCAGUCCUACCGAUACCAGGAGGCUGAAGCGCAUGUCCACUAUGCCGCCCAGCAACAGCAGCAGCUUGACUGCCAGUGGAAGCACCGGCGCCAGCGCCAGCGCCAGCGUCAGCGUCAGUGCCAGCACCACAACAAGUACGUUGAACAUUGCCAGCACCGCCAGUCGGGAUACAGCCCAGCUGGCAGCCGUAUCUCUGCCGCCAUCGGGAGAGGUCCGGGCUUCGUCGCGGUCACCAUCCGUGCUGCCGCCAAAGACGUCGACGCCCUCGUCCCAGCGCACAACGCCCGAUCCGAACCGCAAGACCUACACCGCAGGCCUCUCGGCCGGCUCGUCGGCCAACUACAAUGCUGCGCGCAACUCGGUCGGCUCGGUGCAGCCUCGACUGCCACAGGCAAGCAUGCCCAUUCCCAUCAAUAGCUCGCGCCUGCCAGGCCCUAAGACGCUGGCACCACGAACCUCCAUGUCCAAUCUCGACGAUGGCGAGGACGUGCCGCCGGUGCCGGCCAUUCCCAAGGCGUACGAGUCACCCAAGGGCUCGCCGGCCGAGCUGUCCUUUUUGGAGAAGCGCAAGUCCGGCCUUGCCUUUGACAGCAGCAGCACCCGCAGCACGUCGACCGCGAGCCUCUCCGGCAGCCAUCCGCAGUCGUUGGAACCGCCGGCUAAGAUCCAGCGCCAGGCCAGCACACGGGCUUUCCGAAGCGGUGACAAGACGAGCCAGCUGAGCCAGAUGAGCCAGCUGAAUCAAGCGAGCCAGACCAGUCAGGCAAGUCAGGCAAGUCAGGCAAGUCAGCCAGCCAACGGUGUAGCUACAUCGAAUGGCAACAACAAGAAAAACCUGCAGCCACUGCGAUUGCCACCCAUCAACCUGCAGCCGUUGAGCACACCCACGACCGCAAAGAUCGCCGCCCUGCAACAGAAGAACACGACGAACCGGAAUCUCAGCCCGCCGCCGUCCCGCAUCAUCGCCAAGACCCCGACCACGCCAAUGACGGCCAAGGGGUCCUUCUUUUCGCGGCACCGCCACGACGACGACCUGGCUGACUUCCCGGCAGCCAUACGGAGCAGCUCGUCCGUACACCACCACACACGUCGCGACUCGCCGAGCGGCGAAGAUACCGCCAGCUCGUCCGACUCCAUCGCGCCUGUCCCGACGAAAUCGCCGUUCCACAAGCCGUCCAUGUCGCCGUUCUCGUCCUCGUCCGUCCCCAAGGGCGGCAGCCCUAUGAGCACCAACAUGUUCAAACGGCGCACCAUCGACGGCAACGACGGCGACUUUGCCGGCGUGUUCACAACCCCGGCUCUGCCACCAAUACCGGUCACCACACCGCACAGGCCGUCGGGACCGCGCGCGCCGGCACCGACGCCGUCCAGAGCGUUUGCUGCCAUGGAGGCCGCAUCGGCCAUCAUCGCAUCGGCGGCCGCUGCUAUGGCCGAGAACCCGAUGCCGCCUCUGAAAACUGCCAUGCUGCCGCCGGCCAAAUCACCACCGCCGUUGUCCAGUCCAGAGGAGCCGCCGACGCCGUCGUCCAUCGGCUCGUCCCUUCGGCGGAAGCUGAGUCUGUCGUGGAAGCGCAACAACAAAGCUGUCGGUGGGGCUCAGCCGGAAGUGGCCGUUCCAUCGACUUCGGGCGACCCUUCCAAACAGCCGCAACCCCCACAGCAACACCACCUGCCCUUUCACCACAAGCGCCAGUCCUCUGCUAACGUGAAGCACGACGGAAUGCCGCCACCGCGCAUUCCCAUCUCGGCCACGCUGAACUCACUCAAGGCGAGCCCGACGUCCGAUCUGCCGAGGGAUCCGACACGGCGGAAGACGUCUGCCUCGAGCAUGAACGCCAUCGUAGCACACGACAGGACAGACAAGAAGCGCAUGGCAGACAGCCAGCACAAGAAGGAAAUGACGAUCAAUACGUUGAUGGCGGCAGCAGAGGCCAACGCGAGCACGAGCACGGUAUCGUCCACGCGCACGUACGCGACGCAGAACUCGUCGGCGGUGCAGAAGAUAGUCAAGGGAAAGGCAUCGUCGAGCAGUCUCCGGCAGCAGAAGCAGUCGUCGCAGCAGUCGGCGCCACAGCAGCACCUGACCCACCGGCAUCGGCACCACGAGAAGACAGAGGCGGUAUCGACGUCGGCCCUGGACAAGGACGACCUGGUGGCGGAAGAGGAGAUGCGGAAGCUGGGCUCGCGCCGCAAGGAAACGGAGCUGGCAGCACGGACGCUGGACGCGCUGCGCAAGCGGGCGACGCCCAAGGAGCGGGUCAGCCCGCAGGAGGCGAUCCGCAUUGCGAUGCUAAACAUUUACGAGCGCGGCGAGAUCAUCGACUACAACGACGUGUACUUUUGCGGGACGCAGAACGCGGCCAAGGUGGUGGGUGACCUGCACGCGGAUCUGCCCAACUUUGGCUACGACGACGAGCGCGGCGACUACUCGAUCGUGCCGGGCGACCAUCUGGCGUACCGGUACGAGAUCAUCGACCUGCUGGGCAAGGGCAGCUUCGGCCAGGUGGUACGCUGCAUCGACCACAAGACAGGCGUGCUCGUGGCGGUCAAGAUCAUCCGGAAUAAGAAACGGUUCCACCAGCAGGCCCUGGUGGAGGUGAACAUUCUGCAGAAGCUGCGCGAAUGGGACCCUCAAAACAAACACAGCAUGGUCAACUUCACGCACAGCUUCUACUUCCGUGGCCACCUGUGCAUCUCGACGGAGCUGCUGGACAUGAACCUGUACGAGUUUAUCAAGGCGAACGGGUUCCGCGGCUUCUCGAUCAAGAUGAUCCGACGGUUCACAAAGCAGCUGCUGGGCUCGCUGAUGCUGCUGAAGCAGCACCGGGUGAUCCACUGCGAUCUGAAGCCGGAAAACAUCCUGCUGCGGCACCCGCUGCACACGGAGAUCAAGACGAUCGACUUUGGGUCCAGCUGCUUCGAGAACGAAAAGGUGUACACGUACAUCCAGUCGCGCUUCUACCGGUCACCCGAGGUGAUCCUGGGCAUGACGUACGGCAUGCCGAUCGACAUGUGGAGUCUGGGCUGCAUCCUGGCGGAGCUGUACACGGGCGUGCCCAUCUUCCCGGGCGAGAACGAGCAGGAGCAGCUGGCCUGCAUCAUGGAGGUGUUUGGGCCUCCGGAGAAGCACCUGAUCGAGAAGAGCACGCGCAAGAAGCUCUUCUUCGACAGCAUGGGCAAGCCGCGGCUGACGGUGUCGUCCAAGGGCCGGCGACGACGGCCGUCAUCCAAGACGCUGCAGCAGGCGAUCAAGUGCGACGACGAGCCGUUCCUGGACUUUCUGGGGCGCUGUCUGCGCUGGGACCCAGAUCGCCGGCUCAAGCCGGAGGAGGCGCUGCGGCACGAGUUUAUCACGCACCAGAAGACGGUACCGAUGCUGAUGGGGCGAGCGAGCAACGGCAGCGUCUUUGCGCUGUCUUCGGGAGGCGGCAGCGGGAGCAGUAACAGCCGCGACGGCGGGUCGCCCAUCCGACGACACAACACAAUAGUCGGCACCGGACCACGGCCACUGCCGGAGCCUCCGGCCGGAUCAGGAUUGACGACGAAGCUGAGCGCGCCGCCGACGAUGCGAGCCGUGGGCGGAGUAGCGGGCAGCAGCAUAGGGUCGAGUCCGCACAAGUCGAACAGCAUGGGCCCGACGAUGUCGUCGUCUCGACGGGCUUCGGCAGUGACAGGAUCGACGGUGUCGGUGGCGAAGCGGACGAGCGGAGGCGUGAUGAACAGCAUGAGCAACAUGAGCAGCAGCAACCUGCCACGGGCUGCCGGACGGGUCGUCAGCGGCACCACCGCCAACAGGGCAGACCUGGCAGCAGCCGGGGCAACGGCAGCGAUGACACGGCGAGCAUGA
Molecule: messenger RNA, 4974 nt
Organism: Grosmannia clavigera kw1407
Lineage: Eukaryota; Fungi; Ascomycota; Sordariomycetes; Ophiostomatales; Ophiostomataceae
Product: dual specificity protein kinase pom1
Exons: 3
Coding region: 1-4974 (1657 amino acids)
Biological process (GO): peptidyl-threonine phosphorylation; peptidyl-serine phosphorylation
Molecular function (GO): ATP binding; protein serine/threonine/tyrosine kinase activity; protein serine/threonine kinase activity
Source: RefSeq, a predicted model, not a curated record